Molecule: messenger RNA, 360 nt
Organism: Laetiporus sulphureus 93-53
Lineage: Eukaryota; Fungi; Basidiomycota; Agaricomycetes; Polyporales; Laetiporaceae
Exons: 3
Coding region: 1-360 (119 amino acids)
Source: RefSeq, a predicted model, not a curated record
AUGAAGCUCACCGCAGUUUUCUUCGCCACUGCAGGCAGCCUGGCUGCUGUCCUCGCCCAGCAAUACGUAGUAUGGUCUGUAUACCCUCGUCGCUGCGACCUGCUAAAAUUUUGCGCGGCCUCAGGUUACACAGUUUCUGGUGGUCUCCCGGCUUUCCCUUGUAUCAGUGGAGCCUUCGCUAUAACGGAGUAUGACUCACCGGCCUGCGGAACUUGCUGGGAGCUCACCUAUAACAACACCUCCAUCAACCUCCUCGCCAUAGACACAGUGAAUGCUUUGAUGCAAGGAGAGGACGAGAAGGUCGGCUUCAUAUACGCAACGGCAACGCAGGUCGAUGCAUCCGCUUGCGGCGGAUAUUAA